CGUGUGCAAUAACUCAAUUCACCUUUGCACUCCUAUACAACACAAUUCGUUUUUUUCCUUUGGCAAAUGGUACAUUUGACAAAAAUUUGUCCACUCUGUUUUGGGAACUGAAAUCUGUAUUGAGAUCAGAUGUUUAAUCAAUGAGAUGAUUAGCAGGACGUCGGCCAAAAUUCAUCUCGUUCCAUCUUCUGUAGUGAGUGUAAACGCCAAGCGGAUUGCUUCACAUCUGGUGAAAUAUGUCUCAUUGUUCUAACUGUGCCUCAAGCGUUUGCAGCACUGAGGGUUAGUUAUACAAAUAUUUGGCUGGGUAUAAUAAGAUUUGCAGCGGCACACCCUCCACCAAAUAUUUUUGUUGUUGUUGCACAUUUCUAUGUCAUUUAACUUUCGUACAGUAUUUUCGUUUCGACGGAUCUGACUGUGGAAGAACGAAGGCGUUUAGUGUCGGUUACAAAAUUGAAAGAUUAUUCAGUGUAUCCCAAAGAUGGUCAGACCUUACUCCGGACCUCCUCGGUUCAAACCCAGGCCCUACUCUGAUGGCUACAACAUGCCACAUGAAGAGAAUUACAGCCCCAGGAGUCAGAGAGGAUUCCGGGGCCACUCAGGAAAGGUCCCUCCAAGCUGGAGAGAUUCCAGAGGCAGAGGACGUGCUCACUUUGCCAAAAGGCCCCCACUGAUGGGAGAACGGAGACCCCCACUGAUGGGAGAACGGAGGCCCCCACUGAUGGGAGAACAGAGGGAGCGACCUCAUCAGUGGAGGUCCCAAAACCAGGAUUCCUUCAACACAUACCCCUCCCAAACGGAGCCCCAUCAUGGCCACAGGAGGCCUUCCCCUUCUGGGCCAAACCGUCCCCCCCCAGCUCAGCAUAGGUCCUCCCCGCAUACUCCUGGACAAGGGCCCCAGGGCCAGAGGGGUGCACUUAUCCAUGGAAACCACUCAGGUUACAGAUCCCCCUCACCACGCCAUUAUCAUAACCAACCUCCUGACAGGAGGCCACAACCCUCACAGUCCCCCCACAGUUCCUUCAGGGGCCCUCACAAGCACCCAAGUCCGUCUCACGAAGAGGACAGGAGCUGGGGUGUCCGGCCGCCUUAUAGUCCCAGGGAGAGGCAGUUUGAGCGCCCAGGUCGCAGGGGGAUGCGCUGGAAUGGGCCAGGGCCCAUUCCCCGACCACACAAUGGUGAACGUGGGCCCUCUGGCUCCCCCCAGAGAAAGCCACGGGAUUUUCAUGGCAGAGAUCCUUAUCCAGAGAGGUGGUCUGCUGAGCGAGAUCCCAGGCAGCAGCAUGGAGUGGUGGGAAGGGAGCGGGAGGGCAGCGGACGCCGCAGCGCUGAGUGGGCACAGGAAGGCAGCCCUCACCACCCUCCCCACAGAUCCCCCACAUGGAAAGGAGGUUGGUCGUCGUCCUCUUUCCACGAGAACAGCCCUCAGGCAAGGCCAAGUGGACCACCACACAAGAGGAAGUUCCAGGAGCGUGGGAUCCCUCCUGCAGGCCCUGAUGUGGAGCAUGGUCACCCAAAGCGCCCUCGCAGAGAGAUUCCACAUUACUUAAACACCCCUAGGGGAUUUGGCGGCCGUCCCUUGUCAUUCAGGGACAAGAGUCGUUUGCUGAAGGGGCGUAAAAUGAGAGCGGAGUCGGUGAUGAGGCUCAAAGUACCUCCACCUCAGCCCCAAGGAGCAGAGAUCCAUGAAGAGGAAGGGCCUCAUACGUCCAGGGGAAAUGCGCCAUCCAAGUUUGCUCUUCGGAGGGAGCGUUUCCAAGCAAAUGCUGGCCCACUGAGGAAGAGGCCGAUGCCCCAUCAAUCACCCCCCAACCCAGAAGCCAAUUCAACCAAGUCUUCCAGGGACUCAGAGUCACAGAAGGAACAAGUGGACUCUCAGCGAGCUUUGAGCACACACAGCCCUUCCUCUAUAGACAAACGGCUGGCUCGUGACCUAGUCGUUGUGUCCCAGUGGCAGGCACCUGGGACUAACUCGAGCUCAAAGGACAGCCCCCCAAGGGAUAGAAGUAGGACACCAAAAAACAGAACUGAGCGCUAUUACAAUUCAGAUGAACAACUUACGUUGAAUGAACGCUUCUCUAAAAUUCAUGACUCCAGUCCUUCCCCUUCACCAAGAGACCGGAGAUAUGCGGAAAGGCCAACGAACGUGCCACAGGAGAACCACAGACCUGAAAGACUCUUCAGGAAACCAGGACCACCGAGAUCAAGCUUCCGUCCCACUAGCCCAAAUCGCAAACCAGGUCCUCCUCCUCAGAGAAGACCAGGCCCUGAACCGCCUGGUCCCUUUAGGAAGCCACUCAUGGGAGGCUUUGUGCCACGUCCUUUCUCUCAAAGGCCAGUGUUCAGGAAGAGCCAGAGCAUCCUGUCCAAAUACCGUAACAUGCCGACGAUGCGUCAACAUGUACCCCCCCCCAACAGUGGGUCUAAUUAUCGCCGCUGGUGAUCAAACUAGAGGGACCAAGGGCACAGUUCAGGGUUACACACCCUUUCCCCCUUGGCCUUGGGUUGCGUCUUUGUCCUGGACAUGGUCCCCCAAUGGAACUCUCCCUGUCGUCAGGAGUACAUCAGAAAAUGACAGUUGCACUGUUUUGACUAUUUUUUUACAUUUACAUUUACAUUUAAGUCAUUUAGCAGACGCUCUUAUCCAGAGCGACUUACAAGCGACUUGAUGUGUUUAAAUAUACAUAAUAGGCUAUCAGUUUCUAGUCUUCCAGACUGUUUAUUAUGGACAUUGUUUUUUUGAUUUCACAACUGUUACACCUCUCGUAUCAUGUAAAUGAAAUUAUGAAGAUUUUACCUUUUUAUUGUUCCUAGUACCACUUGUUUUCCCCCAGUACUUAGAGAAACACUUUUUGCUGUAAAGUAGAAGCAGUCUUCAAGACGAUUCCCCAAGGGCUGUUGAAUAUGAUGCUCAGUCUAAUUCUCAACCUGUAAAAACUACUGAUGCCAUCUUCAAGUCCUGCUCAUUUCAACCUAUGUACAUUGUUUUUUGUUUAAGAUAUUGCAAAUAAAUGGCUCAACAUGC
Messenger RNA from Oncorhynchus gorbuscha (pink salmon), 3025 nucleotides. Its product is annotated as serine/arginine repetitive matrix protein 1-like. The record is from RefSeq and is a predicted model, not a curated record. The transcript is spliced from 9 exons. Lineage: Eukaryota; Metazoa; Chordata; Actinopteri; Salmoniformes; Salmonidae. The coding region runs from base 482 to 2443 and encodes 653 amino acids.